AUGGCGGAAAGAUCCGAAGAGAAAACUUCAUCUUUAAUGACCUCGGAUGGCAUCAAUACUGACGAGAAGCUCAAACAUUAUGAAGCAGUCGACAGCGACAAGACUUCGCCAAUUACACAAGAUGAUGCUCACUCGUGCGUCUCCACAGUGGCUGAUCUACACUCGCACCACGAAGAGCGAGAUCUGGAAAGGGUAGAAACCACAAAGCAACCCUUGGUCAAAGUUCCUCGUUCUCAGAGACGUGGUCUUUUUGCUCGAUUCGCGAUAAUACCCGAGGUGACUGAGCCUGUGCACUACUCUAACACGACAAAAUGGCUGAUUACUGUGGUUGUGGCCAUCGCUGCAGCGGCGGCACCUGUUGGUUCAGCAAUCAUAUUGCCUGCACUAAACCAGGUAGCUGAUGAGUUGCAUUCGAGCCCGACCAUCACUAACCUAUCGGUCGCCUUGUAUAUGUUGAGCAUGGCGAUCUUUCCAUUGUGGUGGUCCUCCUUCUCCGAAACUUUAGGACGGCGAUCAGUGUAUCUAACCUCUUUCGCUAUGUUCACGGUAUUUGGCGUGCUUAGCGCUAUAUCUAAAAACAUCACCAUGCUGGUUAUUAUGAGGAUGCUCAAUGGUGGUGCUGCCGCCAGUGUCCAAGCUGUCGGAGCUGGUACGAUAGCUGACGUAUGGGAAAGUUUCGAACGAGGCAGAGCGAUGGGUUAUUUCUAUCUUGGUCCACUAUGUGGGCCUUUAUUCGCACCAAUUCUCGGUGGUGUUAUCGGCGAGAAGUUUGGGUGGCGAGCAACUCAAUGGGCACUCUCUAUUUAUGGUGUUCUGGUAUUACUGCUGAUCUUCUUCGCCUUACCUGAAACGUUGCAAGCACGAAAGGAUGUGGUAGCUGAGGCUGCGACCGAGACUAAUGAUCCUUCCCGACCACCUCUGACACGAAGUUCGACUCGACAAUCUGUUCAACAGAAGUCAAAACAGUAUGCGAAGUUGUUGCGCAUGCUAUUUGUCGAUCCACUCUCAGUACUUACGUAUCUGCGCUUUCCUUUGGUUUUGCUCUGCGUAUACUACUCGUCAGUCACUUUUGGGUCUUUGUAUUUACUCAACAUCUCGAUUCAGUAUUCAUUUGAGAAAGUGCCUUAUGAGUUUCCAACAAUAAUCUUAGGUCUGCUAUACAUUCCGAAUUCGCUUGGCUAUAUUCUCGCUUCACUCUUCGGCGGAAAAUGGAUGGAUCGAAUUAUGGCACGUGAAGCUCGAAAACGGCAGAAGGACAACGAACCAUUGGUGCUUCUCCCUGAAGACAGGAUGCGGGAGAAUGCAUGGCUAGGAGCCCUUAUCUACCCAGCAGCGCUGAUUUGGUACGGCUGGACAGUGAAUUAUGGUGUCAUUUGGAUUGUACCUAUGAUCGCGAAUUUCUUCUACGGGAUUGGAAGCAUGCUCAUUUUUGCCAUGUCAACCACAAUGUUGACCGAGUUUAUGCCCAAACGUUCCAGCUCAGGUGUGGCUGUGAACAACUUUUGUCGAAACAUAUUUUCUUGUGCGGGAGCAAUAGCAGGGGCGCCUCUUAUUAACGCGAUUGGCAAUGGCUGGGUAUUCACUAUACUUGGUUUAUGGACUCUGAGCUCCGCUGUUGUGGUGUGGGCAAUCCGGCGAUUUGGGCCUCGCUGGAGAAAGAGCAUGGACGAUGCUGUCGGGUAG
Molecule: messenger RNA, 1683 nt
Organism: Lithohypha guttulata
Lineage: Eukaryota; Fungi; Ascomycota; Eurotiomycetes; Chaetothyriales; Trichomeriaceae
Exons: 3
Coding region: 1-1683 (560 amino acids)
Biological process (GO): transmembrane transport; intracellular polyamine homeostasis
Cellular component (GO): plasma membrane
Molecular function (GO): polyamine transmembrane transporter activity
Source: RefSeq, a predicted model, not a curated record